AGGAGGGUAUUGUGAUCCAGUCAAACUUUUCUGCAAACCGGGUUGUGACGAGUUUUAGGGUCCUGACAUACUUAGGGAACAAGAAGUUUUCUCGGGCUUCCGGAUAGCCAUAAACAGCGACGAUCCAUACGAUAAAUCAACCACUUUUGUUCUGCUUGGUAUUCAUUGCUAUGGAACUAGUAAAACUUUGAUAUUCCAAGAAGAGGAUUUAAAAAAUCAAACAACGUCCACUGCUUGAUCUUUUAAACAAAAUUACAAAGUAGAUAAAAUGGUGUAUACUACUGAGAAUGGUCUACAGAAACCUCCACAUGAGGACGGGAUUACAGACCCAGUGGUUCUCAAGAUGGCACCGAUAGAGGUCUCAUUACACAUGGGCAAAGAACAAGGAACUUACAAUCCAAAUGGAUCUGCAAACAGCUUGAAUGGCCUCGGAAGUUACGACCCACAGUUUAGCUUCUCUGAGAACCCUGGCGGCCCAUCUGUUCCGUUCCAGGAGAGAGCCAAGAACUGGUUCCGGUCACUUCUGACACUGGACACAAUCAAGAGUAAACUGCCCAUCAUCGAAUGGCUGCCUAAAUACAACAUGUUCAAUUUCCAGUGUGACCUGAUUGCUGGAAUCACUGUGGGCCUGACUCUCAUCCCACAAAGUCUUGCGUACGCUGGCAUUGCAGGUCUGGCUCCCCAGUAUGGUCUGUACUCAGCUUUCAUCUGCGUCUUCAUCUACUGCGUCAUGGGAUCAUCAAAAGACAUCACCCUCGGACCUAGCGCCAUAGUGUCUCUCAUCACAGCUUCCUUUGCUACCUCCGUAUCGCCCAGGCUACCCAACGGAGAAGCUGACCCAACAAUGGCCAUCGUGCUGGCCUUUACAACUGGAUUAAUACAGAUAUUUAUGAGUUUCUUCAAACUAGGUAUCAUCGUCAGUUUCAUUUCCUUCCCUGUCAUCAACGCCUUCUCCUCAGCUGCAGCUAUAACCAUUGCCGUCAGUCAGUUAAAGACUCUUCUAGGAGUGAAAGGAGUGCCCAACGAUUUUGUUGAAAGCUUGGACGUCAUUCGUAAGAAGUUGCCUUACAUAAAUGUCUGGGACAUGACUAUGGGAAUGUCAUGUAUCGUUGUUGUCAUACUACUGAAAAAAUUACGAGAAAUCCGUUGGAAGGAUGAUCCAGACAAACCGAUUCCUAUCUACGUGAUGAUUUACAGAAAGCUGAUAUUCAUCUGUGGGGCUGGGUCAACUGCAAUUGUGGUCAUCGUCGCUGCUGGAAUCCUGGCCAUCUUGGAGCGCUACGGAGUAAAAGAUCUGACCCCUACAGGGUACAUCCGCCCUGGCAUGCCCGAAAUACGAGCCCCACGUUUCGACAUCACCAUUGGAAACUACACGAUGCCGUCGUCGGAAAUGUUCAGUAAAAUCAGCGCUGGAAUCAUUGUGAUACCAAUUAUUGCCCUCAUGGAAGCAAUGGCGAUUGGAAAAUAUUUUGCUCGAGUUAACCAGUACAAGCUAGAUCCAGCUCAGGAACUUUUAUCGUAUGGCAUCGGCAACCUUGUAACGUCAUUCUUUCAAGGUUACGCUGUAACAGGGACGUUCUCAAGGACCGCCAUCAACUCGCAGUGUGGUGUCAAGACGCCCCUGGGGAACAUCUUCACGGGUGUUAUCGUCAUCAUCUCCUUGUACUUCCUGACGCCCCUUUUCUACUACAUCCCCAAGUGCGCCCUGGCUGGGGUCAUUAUAGCAGCCGUACUGGCCAUGGUGGACAUCCAAUCGUUUAAAAUGCUUUACAGAGCCAACAAGGUAGAUGUUGUGCCUUACUUUGUCACCUUCGCUGCCACUCUCCUGAUAGGAAUACAGUGGGGAAUAUUUGUUGGCAUGGGCGUAUCUAUACUAAUAUUAUUAUACCCAAUUGCAAGACCCAAAGUUUUGUUCUCUACGGUGCAAGGUUUUAUGAUCGUCACGCCAACACACGGACUAGAUUUUCCCGGAGCUGAAUAUUUAGAGAUCAAGGCGUUGGACAGGGCUCUGCAAGUUGAGAAGCCUCACAACAUUAUCUUGAAUAUGGAACAUCUCUCCAACAUGGACUACUCGGCGAUCCAGUCAUUGAGAUCUCUUCUGUCAGGGUGUGAGCUGCACGGGAUGAAACUAAUUUUAGCUCAAGGACAGAAACGGGUCAAGAAGCAACUGAAAGUCGCCAACAUUAAAAAUGCUAUCAUUGUUGACACUGUGGAUGAAGCCAUAAAAACAUUUAGGUCACAACCUGAAACAGGUGAACAUGAUUUUAAAUGUUUCACUUUAUUCUCCUAUCUAGCGGAAACAAACGAAGAGAAGAACGACGAAGAAGACGAAGGCUUUUUUAUUAGUAGGUUGUAACAGUGAGCCGGGACAAGAUCCUCAUGCCACAUCUUACAUGACCUGCUACAACAACUAGAGCUACAUCACGUCGUGAUCCACAUUACACCUGCAGACAGGUCAAGGGAACACUUCAUACUUGGUGGAAGAUUGGGAACUGUAGGAAUUGUUGCACUAGCCGUCGGAAACAUACAUCUAAUUUAGAAUUAAAGCCCAUGUCAGUAAUUAAACUUAAGACACAUUUCAGACAAAAUAUCGAACUUUUAAUGUGAUACUGUUUCAGAAAUAUUAAAUUAAUGUAAAAAUAGUUAAAACUAGUAUAAGUACAAGCCACAAAUAAAUAAAAUAGAAAACAUUUAUAAACGUUUGGUAAUGUAUUGACAAUUUAUUUUUGUUUUAAGUACACAAAAAAGUAUUGAACAAAUCGUGUAAUAACAGGCGCAGAUUUGCAGCAAAUUUGUGUCACACUUUGUACAUUAUGUAAAGACUGCGCUCUUCAAAAAAUGUUAGAGUUGUUUAUAUUGUAUUAUAGAAUUAAAAUAUUACGUUCAUUGGUAAUAAUUUUAAAUCCAUAAGUUGAAAUAACUGUUUUAUUAUCUUAAUACAUAUUCCCCCCUUCCCCGGGUCGCAUUUUCUUUCAUAGUUCACUUUAUUUAAAUUUCUCUUUUUUUUUUUUUUUCUUUAUUGAAGCUUAAAAGAUUGAGGUUUAAAAUAGAAACUCGUGAUCAGGGGAAAUAAUUUGCCCUAGUGCAUAGAUACUAAGACUAUUUAAAACUUCCAUAUGCAUAAAUACUGAGACUAUUUAAAACAAAAAAUAUAGUUAUUUAAUUGUAGAGUCAAUACCUGAACACAAAAUGAAUAAUUUAUAACAUGUAAUAAAAUUAUUGUUUUACAUA
This is a messenger RNA of Biomphalaria glabrata, 3231 nucleotides long. RefSeq names its product sodium-independent sulfate anion transporter-like. Gene Ontology annotation, biological process: transmembrane transport. The record is from RefSeq and is a predicted model, not a curated record. Lineage: Eukaryota; Metazoa; Mollusca; Gastropoda; Planorbidae. The transcript has 17 exons. Gene Ontology annotation, molecular function: secondary active sulfate transmembrane transporter activity. Gene Ontology annotation, cellular component: membrane. Bases 269 to 2356 code for a protein of 695 amino acids.